GAAGCAAAGGCAGCAGCGCUCACAUUCUCAUAAAGAGCCUAUCCUCUGAAGGACACACACAUUUAACUACAGACAGAUUAUUCAUGCAAAAAAAGAUGGAUAAGGAAUGUCAUUGUUUGACCAGCAGUGAUAGGUUUUUGAAUCCUAUCCUCUAUAACAUCCUGAGCCAAAUGGAUAGCAGCAGACCAAGUCAAGACCACUUUGACUACAGUUCAGUUCCUCAUAGAUGCAAAUGUGAGGCGCGCAGGACCCUGUGCUUGAAAAGACCCACUGAGAUCUGCAAAGCAGCGUCAGCCGUCCUGGUGAAAACUGUUCAUUUCAUGAAGAACUUACCUGCUUUCAACCAGCUACCAUCAAGUGACCAGUUUGCACUUCUGAAAAGUUGCUGGGCUCCUCUCUUCAUUUUGGGUCUGGCCCAGGAGCACGUGGACUUUGAGGUUGUAGACGUCCCUGCUGACAGCAUGCUGAAAAAGAUUCUCCUGAACCGUCAGGAAAGCCCGGAGCUGGAAAGGGAGCAGCCCACCGUGGCAGGCGUCAGUAAACUCAAGUCUUGCCUUAAAAAGUUUUGGAGUUUGGAUUUGAGCCCAAAGGAGUAUGCGUACCUGAAAGGGACCACGAUAUUUAAUCCAGAUGUACCAAAUUUAAAGGCGGGCCUGUUUGUUGAGGGCUUACAACAGGAAGCUCAGCAUGCUCUGAGCGAGGUGGUCCAGCUCCUUCACCCAGGGCAGCAGGAGCGCUUUGCUCGAAUCCUCCUCACAGCCUCCACGCUGCAAGGCAUCACACCCAGCCUCAUCACUGAACUGUUCUUCCGGCCCGUCAUAGGCCAGGCUAACCUGCUGGAACUGCUGGUCGACAUGCUCUUCUAAAGAUAGGAGCUGUGGACUUUGUGAAAACUAUCCUGAAGAAAGUUGAACAUUUUGAACGAGGAUGCUUCUGACAGCAUCCGUGCAGCACCCUCUCAUGAAAUGUAAGGACUCCCGACAGGGGGUUGCUAUGAAGCACACUUAUAAGAGCCAAGAAAAAGUGUGAUUUGCUGAGCACAGGAAUAUGAUUUGCUGACAUUUACACUGAAGCCGAGGUCACUUUAGCUCUGUCUGAGCAGAUUUCCUUCAAUGAAGUGGAAAGAUUUUACUUUCCACACGAGGGCUGACUGUGCUUUACUGUCCGUGUCCUUGAUCUUUUGUUAAGAAUCUUUUUUUUUUAUUUCAUUGUUGUAAAUAAAUGUUGCGUGUAUUGGCAUAAAAGUUCAAAUAAAUAUAUUUUUAUACACUGAAUGUUACAGUGAA
Messenger RNA from Cololabis saira (Pacific saury), 1286 nucleotides. It is a transcript of the gene nr0b2a, whose product is annotated as nuclear receptor subfamily 0, group B, member 2a. Gene Ontology annotation, cellular component: cytoplasm; nucleus. The record is from RefSeq and is a predicted model, not a curated record. The coding region runs from base 84 to 866 and encodes 260 amino acids. Gene Ontology annotation, molecular function: transcription factor binding; transcription corepressor activity. Gene Ontology annotation, biological process: negative regulation of transcription by RNA polymerase II; circadian rhythm. The transcript is spliced from 2 exons. Lineage: Eukaryota; Metazoa; Chordata; Actinopteri; Beloniformes; Belonidae.